CAGUCACGAUGCGCUUCUCCCUGCUGCUCGCUGCCUCUGCACCUCUCGUCGUCUUCGCAGGUCUCCUCCCCAGGCAGUCCCCUCCUGCCUGUCUGACCACCUGCCUCGGCAUGCUCCCUCUGAACCUGACCACCUGCGACCCGACGGACUUCACCUGCCUCUGCUCGUCCAGCGUCUUCCUCACCGCUGUCACCCAGUGCAUCGACGCGCAAUGCGACACGGCCGAUAUCGAGUCCGCUGAGCAGUACGCAGUCGCAACGUGCGGCGCUGCGGGGGUGGUGGUCACCCCUGCUCCCAUCCCCGGUACCGCGACCUCCUCCGGCUCGGCAACUUCGUCCCCUUCGUCCACGCUUGCGUCUGGCUCUAACUCCACUACGAGCUCUUCCUCUGCUUCGUCUCCGUCUACGUCCCCCAGCUCCUCUGGGAGCUUCACGCUCAACCCCGCGCAGAGCGUCCUCCUCGCCGGCCUGGCCGCAGUCGCAGGGCUGAUGCUCUCUCUGUAAAUCCUGCAUCAAACAAACACCUGCCACUCGGCUGUCCUCGGAAAGACAAAUUAAAUGUUCGCCUGUAUCUCCGCUUUGUUUUCUUGUCCAUUUCUGUUUGACCUUGUCUCAAUUGGGUACACGUGUUUUGUAGGCGUACAAUAACGUUGUGCAUUUGAC
This is a messenger RNA of Dacryopinax primogenitus, 662 nucleotides long. RefSeq lists its product as uncharacterized. The coding region runs from base 9 to 503 and encodes 164 amino acids. Lineage: Eukaryota; Fungi; Basidiomycota; Dacrymycetes; Dacrymycetales; Dacrymycetaceae. The record is from RefSeq and is a predicted model, not a curated record. The transcript is spliced from 3 exons.